AUGUUACUUGCAAAAAAUAUUUUAAAAAAAGUUAAGUAUGGAUCUGGUAUAACGAGAUUAGAAAAAUUUUCUACCUAUCCUAUUAAUGAUGAUAUGUUUGGAUUGACUGAGGACCAGAAACAUUUAAGAAAAACUGUUUUUGAUAUUACUCAAAAAGAACUUGCUCCAUAUGCUAAUAAAAUUGACAAAGAUAAUGGGUGGGAUGAUUUAAGAAAAUUUUGGAGAAUUCUUGGAGACAAUGGUCUUUUAGGAAUUACAGCACCAGAAAAAUAUGGUGGAAGUGAUCUCUCAUAUUUUGAUCAUUGUAUUGCUAUGGAAGAGUUAUCUCGUGGUAGUGGAGCUAUUGCUUUGUCAUAUGGAGCUCAUUCAAAUUUAUGUGUAAAUCAAAUUGUAAGACAUGGAAAUGAUUCUCAGAAAGAAAAAUACUUGCCAAAAUUAAUUAGUGGUGAACAUAUGGGAGCAUUGGCAAUGUCUGAAGUUGGUGCUGGAUCUGAUGUUGUUUCAAUGAAAACCACUGCCAAAAAAGUAGGUAAUAAAUAUGUUUUAAAUGGAACAAAAUUUUGGAUUACAAAUGGACCUGAUGCUGAUGUUUAUGUUAUUUAUGCAAAGACAGACUUAGCUGCAAAUUCUAAAGGAAUCACUGCUUUUAUUGUUGAACGUGAUAUUCCUGGAUUUAGUAGAUCACCUAAAUUAGAUAAACUUGGAAUGAGAGGUUCUAAUACAUGUGAAUUAAUAUUAGAUAAUGUUGAGGUACCUGAAGAAAAUAUUCUUGGAGGUCUUAACAAGGGUGUCUACGUUCUUAUGUCUGGUUUAGAUGUAGAACGUUUAGUUCUUGCUGCUGGUCCUCUUGGUCUUAUGCAAAAUGCGUGUGAUGUAUCAUUUGAAUAUGCUCAUCAACGUAAAGCUUUCGGAAAAUGUAUUGGUGAGUUUCAGUUACUUCAGGGUAAAAUGGCUGAUAUGUAUACUACAUUAAAUGCAUCCCGUGCAUAUUUAUAUGCUGUAGCUCGUGCUGCCUCAGGAGGAAAUGUUAUUUCAAAAGAUUGUGCCGGUGUAAUUCUUUAUCUUGCUGAAAAAGCCACAACUGUUUGUUUGGAUGCAAUUCAAAUUCUUGGUGGUAAUGGAUAUAUUAAUGAUUACCCAACAGGAAGAUUACUAAGAGAUGCAAAAUUAUAUGAAAUUGGAGCUGGAACAUCAGAAGUACGUCGCUAUCUUAUUGGUCGAUCAAUAAAUAAUGAAUAUAAAUAG
This is a messenger RNA of Strongyloides ratti, 1245 nucleotides long. RefSeq names its product Isovaleryl Coenzyme A dehydrogenase. Bases 1 to 1245 code for a protein of 414 amino acids. The transcript is spliced from 2 exons. NCBI's taxonomy places the organism in Eukaryota, Metazoa, Nematoda, Chromadorea, Rhabditida, Strongyloididae. Gene Ontology annotation, biological process: L-leucine catabolic process. Gene Ontology annotation, molecular function: 3-methylbutanoyl-CoA dehydrogenase activity; flavin adenine dinucleotide binding. The record is from RefSeq and is a predicted model, not a curated record. Gene Ontology annotation, cellular component: mitochondrion.